CACAUGCUUGGCUCAAGUCAGUACUGCUCCAGAAGACAGGACUUACCAAGGAGCAGAAAAGCAAGAUGAAUGAUAUAAAGCUUGCUGUCUUGGGUGGUGAAGGAACAGGCAAAUCUGCCCUUACAGUUAGGUUUCUUACCAAACGAUUCAUUGGAGAAUAUGCUUCUAAUUUUGAAUCUAUCUAUAAUAAGCAUUUGUGUUUGGAAGGGAAGCAACUGAAUCUAGAGAUAUACGACCCUUGUUCUCAACCACAGAAAGCAAAAUUUUCCCUCACAAGUGAGCUGCACUGGGCAGAUGGGUUUGUUAUUGUGUAUGACAUCAGUGACAGGUCUUCGUUUGCUUUUGCAAAAGCACUGAUCUACAGAAUCCGGGAGUCACAAACUAGUCAUUGUAAAAGAGCUCUGGAAUCAGCAGUGUUUUUGGUUGGUAACAAGCAAGAUCUCUGUCACGUGCGAGAGGUUGGCUGGGAAGAAGGGCAAAAAUUGGCAUUGGAUAACCGAUGCCAAUUCUGUGAACUGUCUGCAGCAGAGCACUCUCUAGAGGUAGAAAUGAUGUUUAUCAGAAUUAUCAAGGACAUCCUAACAAACUUCAAACUCAAAGAAAAGAGAAGAUCCAGUGGAUCAAAAUCAAUGGCCAAAUUAAUCAAUAAUGUAUUUGGAAAGAGAAGGAAAUCGGUUUAACAGAUAUGUGAUCCUUUCCCUUUUGUUUGCAUUAAAAAAAUAAUUCUGUUAGAGAGAUGAAAUGUUUGAACACAAACCACAGAAGUGUUUUCAAAUAUAUAGUUUGCUUUUUGGUUUUUUGUAUUUUGUACACUGUGCUUCACACGUAACCUUUUCUUUAUUAUACAA
This is a messenger RNA of Rhinolophus ferrumequinum (greater horseshoe bat), 848 nucleotides long. RefSeq names its product RERG like (gene RERGL). The transcript has 5 exons. Bases 66 to 680 code for a protein of 204 amino acids. The record is from RefSeq and is a predicted model, not a curated record. Gene Ontology annotation, molecular function: GTPase activity; GTP binding. NCBI's taxonomy places the organism in Eukaryota, Metazoa, Chordata, Mammalia, Chiroptera, Rhinolophidae.